Molecule: messenger RNA, 1761 nt
Organism: Colletotrichum gloeosporioides
Lineage: Eukaryota; Fungi; Ascomycota; Sordariomycetes; Glomerellales; Glomerellaceae
Exons: 3
Coding region: 1-1761 (586 amino acids)
Source: RefSeq, a predicted model, not a curated record
AUGGAGGACCAAGGUCUUCAUCACCAGGAAGUUCGUGUUCCGGGCGAGGCGCAAUCACAGAUACAAGAUACACAGACGAUCGACCACGUUGCCUACCAGAACAACAUGGAAGACAGACGAAGACUCUUCCAGGACAUACAGGAAGUAGACUACCUAAAGGGUACUAACCCUGACAGAUACGAAAAGAUGUCGAAGGACAGUUUUACGAAAGAGGUCUGGGCUUUGUAUUGGGUCGCUCCUUACGACGAAGUCAUCCGUGCCCGUGAAAGAAUCAGACGGGGGGAAAUUAAAUCAUGGAACAUGGAUACGUUUCUUCAGAACGCCACAGAGAUGCUGCCCAUGGUCAUGUAUCUUGUGAAAAACGAGGCAUACUAUCGUGGCUGUGCACAAGAGAGGACUGAGCUCGUGAAUAAACACUUCGGGUAUAUCAGCAGCCUCCAUUUAUUAUUUGGGGGCAAGAAAGCGUGGGAGUACUCGGAAGCUCCGGCUUCCGCCGGUCUCCGGGGACCACCGCCUGACCCUAUCCUGACCGAUCUCAGAAGGAGGGCAACUGCCAUGAUCUUCCUCCUUGAAGCCGCCCAAGCCGGCCAUGUGACAGACGAUAUCUUGGAAGAAGAAGCUGUGAGGGCAGUGACGUCUUCCCAAGAACCUGAUGUGAUAGAAACGCAUUUCCGGGAGCUCAGACGCAUUCACGAGUCUCAGUGGCAACAAAAGAAACGCGAAAAAAGAGCGGCCAGGAACAACAGCAUCUCCUAUCUCGACAACAUCCAGGCCAGACAGGACAUUUUGAAGCAGAUUCAGGAGGCCAAUUAUCCAGUCACCAUGCCGAUCGGGAAUAAUACUAUAUUUGCAAGAAUCGGCAGAGAUUUGCUCAGCAAGGAGGCAUGGUCCGCGUUCUGGGUUGCUCCAAUCGACCAGCUACGCCAGCUGAGCCUGAAGAUUAGCAACAAGCAAAUCCAACUACGCGAGAUCCAGAACGCGCUUGCUGAGACUGCAAGAGAUCUACCUGACGCAAUAGCUAUCAUAAUGAAGAACAAAUACGGAUAUGAGACCAAUACACCAAUGGCAACAACAGAAAUGGGCACCGACGACAACGAGGAGGCCCAUAUCUACCCGCAGAAAAAGAUCGAGCACGCGUCAGAGUGUGUAGCGAAGAUACAGUGUCUUGAUCUUCUGUUUGGAGAACAGAAGAUCAAGGAGUAUACGACGGCUCUGUGCUCAGACUGCGUGAAAAACCUGGCGAAUCUCACCACGCUCGACGAAGGUCUGCGGACCAUGUGGGACCAGGGUAAGGUCACGCUGAGGGUCAGAUCAUUCAACGAGAAUAGAGUCAACCUGGCAGUCCAUUAUCUCAGGGACUCGAAGCUGAGAAUCAGAUCGAGAGCCCAAGAACGAUACAGAUGGGAGAAUGAUUUCACGGUGACGCCUGCGGACGUACUUGACUUCACGGAUGCGCACGUAAUCCCCACGGCUACACAGUAUUAUUUUCAGGAUGAAUUUACGUUCAAAAUGCACGCUGAAGAUCGAAGACUGCGCUCCGAUCCGGUUUUGCUCGAUCUCCGUGACAAAAUCGCUGUCAUGGCGCCUCUCCUGGGCGCAACCGAAUACAUUGACGACGAUCAUGGCAAUGUCAGUGAGGGAACGAGACAAUCGCCGGUCGAUGAAGCCGAAGACGAUCAAAGUGUUGAUGGAGACAUAUCCGACAUGGGUGAGGAUCUUUACAUGGACGAUGACAACUAUGAGUAUGAUUCAGACGAGUGA